This is a messenger RNA of Betta splendens (Siamese fighting fish), 4139 nucleotides long. RefSeq lists its product as uncharacterized. Gene Ontology annotation, cellular component: nucleus. The record is from RefSeq and is a predicted model, not a curated record. Gene Ontology annotation, biological process: regulation of transcription by RNA polymerase II. The transcript is spliced from 2 exons. Bases 707 to 2368 code for a protein of 553 amino acids. Gene Ontology annotation, molecular function: DNA-binding transcription factor activity, RNA polymerase II-specific; RNA polymerase II transcription regulatory region sequence-specific DNA binding. NCBI's taxonomy places the organism in Eukaryota, Metazoa, Chordata, Actinopteri, Anabantiformes, Osphronemidae.
UUCUUUUUCCAUCGUUACAGUUUAACUUGUGAGUAUUCGUGGAGACACAGUGGGGAUCUCUGUUUAACCGAGCGUACUCUUAAUGUAUGUUGAAUGUGUUGAUCAGCGUGUGUGUUGGUCAUCUAGCCUUGUAAAAGCGACGUUUGCAAUGGAAAAAUACAGGCCCUGGCUCGUACAGUAUUUUAACAGUGUGUUCUAGUAGUAAAGCAGACAGCCACAUUCUGGCUUAAGUGUUUCAGCUCUGAGCCUAAUCCAGGUUAUAUUUAAGGCAUGUUCGCAGUAAAAUCGGACCAUGUAUAUCUUGGACUGACCAUUCCUUUUGUCUAUGUAAGCGAAGGCAGACUGAACGUGAUCGGUUUAGUGAGGCUUCCGUUCAGUAUCUUACAGUCUCUGCUAAUGCUGGUACUAAGUGGAGGACAGUUUUAGCCGUGCUAGCGGUCUGCAUUAGCGGGCUCGUUAGCCUGGCAUCGUGGCUACGUAGCCACGCUAGUGGUGUCUCGGCUGACUAGCGGCUAACGCCAGCAAGGCCUCCAUUGAAGUGUGUGCGGUUUGUCGGUUGCUGCCGCAGUAAAUGAGGGCUUUAGGUCUGCUGAAUAACAAAAAACACCCGCGCGUCACUAAACAAAGCUAAAAUAUAUACCCCGAUUCUUCCUUUGAGUUACCGUCCGGCAAGAAAACGGAGGUCGUGGGGCUGGAGUGUGUUCUCAUGGCCGAGUCAGAGACUGAAUGUGACACACCCGGCCUUGACACACUUGGGUCGGAGUGUGUCAUAGCCCACAGCCAUGUCGACCUUCACUAUGGAGCAGAAACUGAGAUAAUGACAGAAGAAAAGCGUGGAUUAGAGUUGGAGAUCCAUGGCUCAGACUUAAAAAUCCAGGGACUGGGGACAGAGCUCGGAGCUGUAGCUUGUGUGGAUGCAAUUGUAGCGGAGACAGACCAUGAUUACAUUAAGGUGGAACAUGGUGAGAUGCAUUGUUUUACAGGAGCAGAAAUCAAGACAACGGGAAACGAGACACUUCUGGGAGAAGUCCUGCUUAAAACAGAAAGUGAGCAUGUGGUCAAGGUCGAGUCUGACCACGGCGGAGAGUUGACAGUGGAGUCAGAGAAUGGUGUAAUCAUACAUGAAGCCCAUGGUCUGCAGUGCAACGAAUGUGGUGAGAUCUUUGGCAGCAUAGCUGAUCUUCACCAACAUUUUGAGAUUCACAAGGACCUCAACCCUUACAUCUGCGUCCACUGUGGUGAAAGCUUUGCUGUGGAGGCCAGCCUCAAGCAACAUAUGAAGAUUCACAUGAAAGAAAGGCCCUAUGUUCCCCCUGGCGUGGAGAUUAUGGGUAAAGAUGUUAUUGAUGCCUUCAGCAUCAAGUCUCACCAGAUGAUUCAUUUGCCAGACAAGCCCCACAGAUGCUCUGAGUGUGGUAAGAGCUUUGCAGCUGCCAUCACCCUGAGAGAACAUAUGAAGAUGCAUUCAGAAGACAAGCCUUACAAGUGCACUCAGUGUCGAAAGAGCUUUGUUCGCAGACGGCAUCUGAAAAAACACCAGGAGGUCCAUGCACGUGAGAAGCCAUAUACAUGUGGUCAGUGCGGCAAAGGUUUUGCGACAACAUCCAACCUGAAGCAGCAUCAGAAGACCCACACUGCAGUUGUUAUUGGAGAUAAACCCCACCGGUGUGCACAGUGUGGAAAAUGCUUUGCAGCUGCUGCCACUUUGAGAGAGCACCAGAGGAUCCAUUCAAGUGAGAAGCCGUACAAAUGCAACAUGUGCAGAAAAAGUUUUGUCCGCAAGCGUCACCUGAAGAAACACCAACAAGUCCACGCUGGUGGAAAGCCCUACACCUGCAGACACUGCAACAAAGGAUUCAAUCACUCCUCUUCGCUCUCUCGCCACCACAAGACCCAUCUGCAGAAUCCAGUGUUUUCUCCACCGCAGCCUGGAAAACCCAUGUCUUACGGCAGUCCUCCAAAGCAGAGGGUCCACCAGCAGGGAGACAAGCCCUACAUGUGUCACCACUGUGAUAAGGGCUUCAAUCAUUCCUCUUCCCUGUCCCGGCACCAAAGAGUCCACUCAGAGGGAAAGAGCUACACCUGCGCUCACUGUGGCAAAAGAUUCAAUCACUCCUCUUCCCUUGCUAGGCAUCAGAGAGUUCACUUGGAGGAGAAACAGCAACAGCAGCAGCCACAACCACCACAGCAGCAGCAACAACAGCAGCAGUACAGUACCAUCCCCACAGGGAAGGGAUUCCCUAACAAUGCUUUCCCAAAACAGCGCAUCCUGUCUGUUGAAAAACCCUACAGGUGCUCUCAGUGUGGCAAAGGCUUUAACCAUUCAUCUUCGCUCUCCAGACAUCAUAGGAUCCAUGCAGAUCAGUGAGCACCCUUUACUACCCUCACAUGCUGUCUUGUGUAAACGCACACACCCCAUGCCCCCACAUCUCCCAGUUCCAGUUUUCCAGCGAUCUGUCAUUGGUAAUGUCUCACACAACGAUAAACAUCAGGCCAAAUUCUAUACACAUGGUGGUCGGUCAGACAUUGCUGUGGUGAAAUGGAGCAGUUGAGGGAAGAAAUGGACAAUAAGUACACAAGUCUUCAAAAGGAAAAUAGUUUGGCCUGAAGGACUAUGUCGCCUAUAAUUCAGAGCUGAACCUGAGGCUUUGUUCUCAGAUGAUGGUAUAAUAAUAGAUUGUGAAGGAGCCUCUAUUCUUGUUUGUGAUUGUGCUUCACGUGCUCCAGGACCUGUUUUGAACAUUUUUAAAGAAGAAAUGUGGUUUGAAGAUCAACAUGGUAAAAUUGUUAUCCAGAGGGAGAAAUGCUUCACCAUAUGGCUAGUCUUUUUGAUAAAAAAAAAAAAAUCUAUUCAUGUAUCUUCAGGUGGGCACAUGCGCUUUUCAGCUGCAACUUUAUUCAAGGCUAUCAACACAGUUGCUGAAUAAGAACUUUUGUUCUGAUUUCUUUUUCACCCACAUAGUCCAUGUGAAGCAGACAUCAAAUCUAAUGUAAAUACUUACCGAUUUUCUUUUAUAUAUAUAUAUGUAUAGCUGACUAGUGUGCUGUUCCAAAAGAUUACAUUUUGAUAGUUCCACUUAGUCUCCACUUUUUUUUUCUUUUAUGGAUUUAAUUUGUUUUAAGUGUUGGAGAUAAACAUGUUGCAGGUGUUCUCAUGCAGCUUGUCCUUGAAUUUGGGCUCUGUCAGAAGUGAGCCAUCUUGUAUAUUUAUGAGGAUGUUUUCUUGUAUGUUUGCAUUGGGUUAGCAUUGCUACAUAGACUGUACAGAGAGCAAUACUGGCUGACACGCGAUUCUAUUUUGACAUGCGAUCUAGCCACAAGAUAAUGCAUAGUAGAAAAUAAAACCUACUGGGUAGCAUAUUACAACCAGACCUGUGUCCUAAUUAUUUACUGUGCGGAUCCCUCUGUACCAACAGCACCAAAUGGACAUUAAGUGUCACUUUGUUUAUGGCUUUGGAGGCUAAUGUAUAGACUAUAGGUAACCCAUGUUAAUCUGCAAACUUAUCAGAAAUUGAUCUUAAAAAAAAAAAAAAAAAGAUUGUGUAUACUAAACUACUACAAGGAAAUCUCACUUUUACAAGGUUUUUCCAAAUUCCAAUAGAUUGCGCUCUAUUUACUGUUGUGUAAAAUAUCUUUUACAAACUGAUGUAUUUUUUUAGAUAUGGUUUGGGUUAUAUGAAAGGGAAUGAGAGAUACAGUUUUUAAUGGGAGUGAAUAUUAUGGUGAGCAAUAUUUUCUUUUGUUUGGAUAACAAUUGUGCUUCAAACUGUAGCAUAGGUUUCUUCCUUGUGUUAGAUAGGUGCCUUAUUGCAUGCUAUGUAGAGAUGUAUGCCGAGCUGUUAUUUGGAAAAAAGUUAGGGUUUUCAGGAGACCUUUCUUCUUUAUGCUAACUUACCCUGCAUUUUAAUUUGAUGUCACUGAUACAUAUUGCUUUUUUGCUUUCAUGUAUAUUACCAUGUGUUUCUACUGUUACUUCCAUAUUGUCUUUUUUUUCUUCCCCCUACAUUUGUCAAUGGCCUCAUUGUAGAGAGAAAUUGUAAAUGAUCCAUAUAGGCUUCUCUUAAGGGCAAGUCCUGUAACACCUCUUCCCAAAUUCUGAGUGGCACAUAUAUGGAUGAAUAAAGGUUGACUCUCUUCCA